Messenger RNA from Gadus chalcogrammus (walleye pollock), 1218 nucleotides. Its product is annotated as E3 ubiquitin-protein ligase Midline-1-like. The record is from RefSeq and is a predicted model, not a curated record. Gene Ontology annotation, molecular function: protein binding. Lineage: Eukaryota; Metazoa; Chordata; Actinopteri; Gadiformes; Gadidae. The transcript is spliced from 4 exons. Bases 4 to 1134 code for a protein of 376 amino acids.
UCCAUGUUGGUCAGCAGAUUGAUGGGUUCUUCCUGGAUUGGACUGAGUGAUCGAGAGAAAGAGGGGACCCUCAAGUGGGUGGAUGGUACCCCCAUGACCUCAAGUUGGAGACACGUUAAACCACGCGAUGACGGCAGAGCAAGAGACUGUUUCGUAGCAGGGGAGGACGGCUGGUCCGAAGAACCGUGUAACAGACUGCACCACUGGAUCUGUGAGAAGGUCCUAGACCUGGAUCAUCUGGAGGCUGAGCGGAACAAAGAGGGUUCAGUGAUGCCCACGGAGGAGGAGGAGGAGGCCCCCAGCAUCACAGAGUUCCACUCCUCUACCCACGUGUUGCCCGUGGGCCAAACGGCCCGCUACACCUGCCAUGCCGGCGGCACACCGGAGCCCACAGUAGAGUGGCUCCACAACGGAAGGCCCCUGGAGAGGAACAGCACAGUCAACCAAUCAGAGGCCUGGGUGGAGAGGGGCUUCCUCUUCAUCAGAGGUGGGAGGUACGGCGUGAACACGGUCUGCUGCAUGGCGAGCAACAGCGCUGGCACGGCCAAUCACAGCGCUGAGCUGCUUGUCUUUGAUGCCUGUGACCUCACACUGGACCCCAACACGGCCUACAGAGGACUCUCUCUGUCUGAGGACAACAGGAAGGUGACGCGGGUUAGAGAGUUCCAGUCGUAUCCGGAUCACCCAGACAGAUUUGACUCCCGGUCCCAGGUGUUGGGUAGAGAGGCUCUGACUGGCUGCUGUUACUGGGAGGUAGAGUGGGAAGGACGGGUUGAUAUAGGAGUGACAUACAGAGGAAUCACAAGGAGAGGACUGGGUGGCAGCCGGCUUGGAGGGAACAACAAGUCCUGGAGUCUUUAUUGUUCUGAUGGUGGUUACUCUGCCUGGUACAACGGUACAGAGACAGCCCUCCCUCUCCGCCCCGCUGGCUCCACCAGAGUAGGAGUGUAUCUGGACCGGCCUGCUGGCUCUCUGUCCUUCUACAGAGUGUCCCCAGGUGGAGGAGGCUCCUCAGACACACUGACACACCUCCACACCUUCUGGUCCUCCUUCACCCAGGAGGACCUCCUCCCGGGGAUGGGGGUUUUGGGGGGGUCCUCAGUGGGGUCCUCAGCGUCUCUGUGUCGGUUGUAGAAAAAAAAAACGGGCCCGGGAGCGCCGGGGGUCAGCGGGGUGCCUCAGACUCAGUGUGGAGUGCGUUUGGCCGGGGCGGCACAC